This is a messenger RNA of Symbiodinium natans, 1827 nucleotides long. The record is from the annotation of a GenBank genome assembly. Lineage: Eukaryota; Dinophyceae; Suessiales; Symbiodiniaceae.
AUGCGCCGGCGACGACAAUCAAUCCUGAUCUCCGUUGCAUGUGACCGCAGCUUCGGCUUUGUGCGGUCCAACGGUAGGGUGCGGGGUCUUAGUCUUCGCAGCUGUAAGAUGGGCGAUGAGUUUUUUGCAGGAAAGGCAGGUCCAGCAGUGACCAGCGCAGCCGCGGCAGCUGCAGCGAAUGCCGCAGCCAACGCGGUGGCAUCCAUGGCCUCGCCAAACCUGAAUUUGAGUCACUUAGGUGACUUCAGCGACGUGCACUCCCCCAUGAAUCCCAUGAAGGUUCUUGUUCCGGAUAGCAAGAGGAAAGGCGGGAAAGGAGGGAAGGGUGGCGGGCGUGGUGGCAAAACGCCUCAAAGGAAAGCGGCGACCGCGGUCCCAGCCCCACCAGAAUUCGACCCUGCUCUGGCCGCCUUGGGCCAGUAUCCCCCUCCAUACAGCAUGGCGCCUUCGCCGUAUCCAGCACCGGGAUCUGUGGCCCCCUGUCCCAUGUCUUGUCCUAUGCCGAUGUACCACAUGAUGCCUUUUAUGUAUCCACCCAUGUACCCGGGCAUGCCCAGUGCGCAGCCGCCACCAUUGCAGCCUACAGGGCCUGCGGACAAGGGUCGGGGCAAGCAAGCGCAAGGCAAGGGUCAGAAGGACCAGAAGGACAGCAGCAAGAAGCGUCGUGGAAAGGCGAAAGGCAAAGAGACAAGCCCAGCUCCGCAAAUGGAGGUGGACACCAACUGCAGUCCAGAACUCUUGACAGUACGAAAUGCCCAAGGAAAUGCCAUGAAGGCCAAAGUCACUUUACAGGAAGCACUUCCACAUCUCCUCGAGUUUGCACAAGAUCAGCAUGGGAGUCGUUUCUUGCAGAACAAGCUGGAUGAAGCCAGCCCUGAAGAGAGACAGGCGGUCUUCGCCGGAAUAUGUUCUGACGAUGCCGAUCCUGAUGCUGCGUCGCUGGCCAAAGAUGUGAGUGGCAACUUUGUGGUGCAGAAGCUCUUUGACAUAGGCGAUCCAGACCAGAAGAAGCUCCUGUGUGAGAGGCUUCAGCCUGAAAUUGCGAGCUUGUCAAAAGAUAACUAUGGAUGCCGAGUGGUCCAGAAGGCCAUCGGCGCUGUGUCGAAGGACCUGCAGGUGUUACUUUCUAUGUCGUUGCAAGAUAAUGUGGGUGAUUGCAUCGUCAAUAUGCAUGGGAACCAUGUUAUUCAAAAGUGUAUUGAGCAAAUGCCCCCUGAUUCAGUCAGCUUCAUUAUUCAUGCCGUGGAGAAUGACACAGCGAGCCUGGCCUCGCACAUCUACGGCUGUCGGGUCAUCCAACGUCUCCUGGAGCACUGCGGAGCCGCCCAGCUCACGGAGAUGCUCGAGAAGAUCCUCGUGAAUGCCGAACCACUGGCAAAGAACCAGUUUGGCAACUAUGUGGUGCAGCACAUGCUGGAACAUGGACGGCUGCAAGACAAAGAGGCAAUCAUCGACAUCGUCAAGAGAAAUAUCAUUGGGUUUUCCAUGGACAAACAUUCGAGCAACGUCGUAGAGAAAUGCUUCGAGAUUGCCACUAUUGGCGAGCAUGCGACCCAGCUCGAGGCGAAGAGGGCUCAGCUGAUUGACGCAGUGCUGGGCGUCGGUGAUACAACUAGUCCUCUAUGCGAGAUGAUGACUCAUAGGUACGGCAACUAUGUCGUUCAGCGCAUGAUGGAACACAGCCGUGGCAACGAGAGAGAGCGCAUCUGGAGAACACUGAGUGCUCUUCCCAUUGAUUACCGGUCCAAUCAGCAUGGUAUGCACAUCAUGAAUGCUUUGCAAAAGGGAUUCAAGGAGUUCACGCCAGAUCCAACAAGUGGCGGUUAA